Micromonas commoda is the source of this 1149-nucleotide messenger RNA. RefSeq lists its product with no specific name. The record is from RefSeq and is a predicted model, not a curated record. The transcript has a single exon. Gene Ontology annotation, biological process: protein deubiquitination. Gene Ontology annotation, molecular function: cysteine-type deubiquitinase activity; cysteine-type endopeptidase activity. NCBI's taxonomy places the organism in Eukaryota, Viridiplantae, Chlorophyta, Mamiellophyceae, Mamiellales, Mamiellaceae. Gene Ontology annotation, cellular component: nucleus; cytosol. The annotation marks the transcript as partial.
AUGAUCGUGCUGGACUCGGCGAAGGGCGAUGGCUCGCCAGCCGCAAACGGCGACGGCACAUCCGCGAGGGCCGGCGGCAAAUCGGCGUCCUCGCCCAAGGCUGGCUCCCGGGGCGUCGUCGUCGCGGACGCCCUCUACCCGCGGGAGCACAUCCGCAUGGAGUGGCCCACCGUCCGCAAGGUUGGCAGCGGCCUCGCCAACCUCGGCAACACGUGCUUCAUGAACGCCGUCAUGCAGUGCCUGACGCACACCCCGGCGCUAGCCGCGUUCUGCCUGGACGGCGAGCACCGGCGUUUCAGGCCCAAAGGAGGCAACGGCGGCGGCGGUUCGUUCAGCGCGAUAUACGAGAUGGGCGAGCACGUGUGCCGCGCGCUGGCGGGCGAGCGAAGGGUCGUCUCGCCGAGCGCGUUUGUCAAGAAUCUUCGGUCGAUAUCCAAAACGUUCCGGAAAGGUCGGCAGGAGGACGCGCACGAGUUCGCGCGAUGCCUGCUGGACGCCAUGCACGAGAAGUGCGUCGAGCACGCCAGGCCCAAGCCCCCGAAGAACUCCCCGAGAGCCGAGACCACCUUCGUGUUCCAGGUGUUUGGCGGGCGGCUCCGAUCGCAGGUGACGUGCAAGACGUGCGGCCGCAAGAGCGACACCUUCGACUCGUUCAUGGACCUCUCCCUGGACAUCGCCAAGGCCAAGAGCGUCGAAGCCGCGCUCAAGCGCUACGUCGCCGUGGAGGUUCUCGACGGGUCCAACAAGUACAAGUGCGAGAUGGGCGGGGGUAAGCCGCACAUGACGCGAGCCACGAAGCAGUUCACCAUAGACGCCGCGCCCCUUGUCCUCACCGUGCAGCUCAAGAGGUUCGAGUACGUGCCGUUCGGCCGAGGUAAGCUGACGCAGUUCGUGGAGUACCCGACGAGCCUGGACAUCACCGGCGCCAUGUCCGACGCCAACCCCAAGGCGCGAGGCGUGGAGAAGUACUCGCUCUUCGCCGUGCUCGUCCACGCCGGCGGUUCGAUGCACAGCGGACAUUAUUACUGCUACGUCAAAGCCGCGACGGGGGUGUGGUACGAGAUGGACGACGAGGGCGUCAGCGCCACGAGCGAGAGGACCGCGCUGAACCAGAAGGCGUACCUGCUGUUCUACGCGCGCGAGGGUACG